Molecule: messenger RNA, 1298 nt
Organism: Jaculus jaculus (lesser Egyptian jerboa)
Lineage: Eukaryota; Metazoa; Chordata; Mammalia; Rodentia; Dipodidae
Gene: Rtp4
Product: receptor transporter protein 4
Exons: 2
Coding region: 82-753 (223 amino acids)
Biological process (GO): detection of chemical stimulus involved in sensory perception of bitter taste; protein targeting to membrane; protein insertion into membrane
Cellular component (GO): cytoplasm
Molecular function (GO): olfactory receptor binding
Source: RefSeq, a predicted model, not a curated record
UUUUGCUGGCCUGGAGUUGAACAAAGCAACCCGUUGCUCACUUCACACACGGGAUCUCAGCUUCUGCCUUCGAGAAGAGCGAUGCCGUUUCUAGAUAUCAGCGUAUGGGAGCAGAACUUUCAAGCACUGAUGCGCCAGGAGAAACCCGGCGUCAAAUGGAGCCUGAAGUUGGAUAACAGCAUUUUCCCGAAUAAGGUGGCAUCGGGGUGGACGCAGUUCCAGCAGAGCGCUGUGGCUCAGUUUUGCUGUUCCAGUUGUUACCGAAGUUGGGCUUCAGUUCAGGUGAAGAUCUUAUGCCACAUAUACUUGGAUACCUGGAAAUCCCAGGGCCAGGUGCUCAUGCGGGUUUUUGCUCAGCGGUGUCAGAAGUGUUCUUCCUCCAAUUUUGAGGUUCCUGAGUUCUCCAAGGAGAGUAUGAUGAUGGUCCUGGAAAGGCUGGCCCAGCAUAUCCUGGAGAGGUACUUUGGGCAUACGCCCAAGAAGACGCCAGUGAUUCGGGGGGUUCGUGUGGGUAAGCCCCAUGAUGCAGCCAAUUGUGAAAGAUGUGCCCUGGGCUACUGCUGUGGAAAGAGCUCAAUAGGAAACAAAGCAACGCCAUCCAAACCCCCUGGCUCUUCCCCAGGGAGUCACUCCUCCCCCCUUCAACCUCCUAAUGGCAAUGGUACGGCUCCAGAGUUAAGAGAUGUGGGUAAAGGGCUUCUUUUUAUCGGUGUUGCUGUCCUGUUUGCCCUAGCGUUUAGAAAAGCCCUAUAAACUACACAUGAUUUCAAAAAUAGGCUUGUCAUCUUCUCUUGUUAUUUUUCUUUAUUUCCUUAAAUUGUGUGUAAGUUGUGCACUGUAUGUAUUCAUGUAACAUGUACAUGUAUGAGAUACAUGUGACCUGUGUAUAUGCCUGCCAAGGUCGGAAGAGGAUGUCUCGUGUCCUCCCUUGGUUCCCUGAGAUCAUGUCUUUCACUGAACCUGGAGGCUACUGUUUUUUGUGUUUUGUAUUUUUUCAGAGAGCAUCUGCAAUCCUGCUGUCUUGUCCUCCUUAGUGCUGAGGUUGCAGGCAUGAGUGGCAUGCCCAGAUUUUCAUAAGGGUGCUGAGAAUUGAACUCAGGUCCUUAUGAUUGCACAGCAUGCUGAGCCAUUUCCCCAUCCCCUUGUCUUGCUUUUGUUCCAUGGUUAUCAGUCAACUGCUAUACUUUGAAUAUGUUAGGGAGCUCGGUUUGUGAUUAAGCAAGGCCAAGUUUAUACAAUAAGUACUUGUUUCAUGGAUUCUCUGAAUAUACUCUGCAAUAUGACAAGCACAUAUUAGA